AUGUCGGAAAGAUUGACGAGGAUUGCUAUCGUGAAUAGCGAUCGGUGCAAGCCGAAGAAAUGUCGCCAAGAGUGCAAGAAGAGCUGUCCUGUCGUCAAGACUGGGAAACUUUGUAUCGAGGUGACUCCUGCUUCCAAAACUGCUUUCUUGUCAGAGGAGCUGUGCAUAGGAUGUGGUAUCUGCGUUAAGAAAUGCCCUUUUGAAGCUAUUCAGAUUAUCAACCUCCCAAAGGACUUGGAGAAAGAUACAAUCCACCGUUAUAAUUCCAAUGGUUUUAAACUACACAGGCUUCCAGUGCCAAGGCCUGGGCAAGUCCUAGGUUUGGUUGGAACAAAUGGUAUUGGUAAAUCUACUGCUCUCCAAAUCUUGGCUGGAAAAAUCAAACCAAACCUUGGCAGAUACAAUAAUCCUCCUGACUGGCAUGAAAUUUUGGCUCACUUCCGUGGAUCAGAACUUCAAAGCUACUUCAUCCGACUUAGAGAAGAGAAACUAAAGACCGCUAUGAAGCCACAACAUGUGGAUGCUAUAAAAAAGGUUGCUAAAGGUACGCUUGGGACAGUCCUUGAGAAUAUGGACGAAAGAGGAAUGAUGUCUGAGAUGUGUGAUGCUAUGGACUUGAACCACCUCUUGGACCGUGAAGCAACACAAGUAUCUGGUGGAGAGCUACAACGUUUUGCUAUUGCUGCAGUGUGUCUCAAGAAGGCAGACAUAUAUGUGUUUGAUGAACCUUCUAAUUUCCUAGAUGUGAGGCAAAGACUCAAAGCUGCUGAAGUUAUACGUUCCCUCCUCAGACAUGACAACUACGUGAUUGUGGUGGAGCAUGACCUCAGUGUACUUGAUUACUUGUCGGACUUUGUUUGUUGUUUGUAUGGAAAGCCGACAGCUUAUGGUGUCGUGACUCUCCCCUUCUCUGUCCGAGAAGGUAUCAAUGUGUUCUUAGCCGGUUUUGUCCCCACAGAAAACUUGCGUUUCAGAGAUGAGUCUUUGACCUUUAAGGUUUCUGAUACACCACAAGAGAGCGAAGGGGAAGUUAAGUCUUAUGCAAGAUACAAGUACCCUAACAUGAGUAAGAAACUUGGAGAUUUCAAGCUGGAUGUAAUGGAAGGAGAGUUCACAGACUCUCAGAUUAUUGUAAUGCUUGGAGAGAACGGUACCGGGAAAACAACAUUCAUCAGGAUGCUGGCAGGUGCGUUCUCAAGUGAGGACGGUGUAGAAUCAGACAUGCCAGAGUUUAACGUAUCUUACAAACCACAAGGAAACGAUUCAAAGCGUGAGUGUUCAGUGAGAGAGCUCCUACAUGAUAGGAUACGUGAUGCAUACACGCAUCCUCAGUUUAUGUCGGAUGUAAUGAAACCGCUUCAGAUUGAAGAGCUGAUGGAUCAAGCGAUAAACAAACUUUCCGGUGGAGAGAGGCAGAGGGUUGCCAUCACUUUAUGUCUAGGUAAGCCUGCAGAUAUCUAUCUUCUUGAUGAGCCAAGUGCGCAUCUAGACUCAGAGCAAAGGAUCAGAGCUUCUAAAGUCAUAAAACGGUUCAUCCUACACACAAAGAAAACCGCUUUUGUUGUUGAGCAUGACUUUAUGAUGGCGACCUAUCUUGCGGAUAAAGUCAUUGUGUAUGAAGGACAACCUGGUGUCAAGUGUACUGCUCAUUCUCCACAGUCACUCAGCAGCGGAAUGAACCUUUUCUUAUCGCACCUGAACAUCACAUUCAGACGAGAUCCAACUAACUUUAGGCCAAGGAUCAACAAGUUAGAUUCCACCAAGGACAGAGAGCAAAAGCUUGCAGGAUCAUACUACUUCUUAGAUGAUUGA
Messenger RNA from Eruca vesicaria subsp. sativa (arugula), 1812 nucleotides. The record is from the annotation of a GenBank genome assembly. NCBI's taxonomy places the organism in Eukaryota, Viridiplantae, Streptophyta, Magnoliopsida, Brassicales, Brassicaceae.